UGAAGCGUUUAUAGUGCCGCACCCUGUCCUCUGUGCGUAAAACCUCGCACGUACAUCAUCAUCAUCAUCAUCAUCACACACCACGUUUCAUUCUUCCAGCAGCAGCAGCUCGGGACGAGCGGAGGGUAACAGCUCACCUCGCGGACAGGUUGGACUCAGAGAUGGGAGUGGAGCGGCGGCUUUUCUGGCUAUGACACGGACACACCGGGCGGGAAGGAUGGCUCUAACCAGCCGGGACAUGCUGUGCUUGAUCGGAACCGCCUGCCUCUGGCUGCCGUUGUUGGCGGAGGUUGUGGCUGAGGACAGUUACUUAAACGAAGUGCAGAACUCAGUGCCUCUGUCCUGCUCUGAGGGAUUCACAGAGUUGGGAUACUAUAACGGCACCGUGUCUCAGACGGACUCUGGCGCCCCCUGUCUGAAAUGGACAGAGUUCCCAGACUACGUCAUGCAGUACCCGGGCCGAGGGCUGGGCGACCACAGCUACUGCAGGAACCCAGACCGAGAGUCCAACCCCUGGUGCUUCUUCAGACAAAACUCUGGAGCCAUCGGAUGGGCCUACUGCGACUGCCACCAAGGUGCGGCGCGUCUGGUUGGCAGCUCGUCCUCUGGAAGUGGCCGUGUUGAGGUCUACCUGAACGGCCAGUGGGGGGCGGUGUGCGACUCUCACUGGUCAGACAGAGACGCCAGUGUCAUCUGUAGGCAGCUGGGCCUUGGUGACAUUGGCGCAGCGUUGCAGCACUCGCAGUUCGGCUCGGGCUCCGGCCUCUUCCACUACGAGCGUCUGGGUUGCCGCGGUGACGAGAACACUCUAAGUAAGUGCCGGAGCAGGACGUUCGUCACCGGCGACUGUAGCCAUGGAAACGAGGCAGCAGUGAUGUGUGCACCGCCGGAAGGCAGUGGCCCUCCGCUGCGAUUGGUCGGAGGCGAGGAAGACUUUGAAGGUCGAGUGGAGGUGUAUCACUCAGGAAGGUGGGGCUCUGUCUGUGACGACCAGUGGGACGACAGAGAUGCUGAGGUGGUGUGCAGACAGAUGGGUUUCGGGGGUGUGGCGAAGGCCUGGUCGUGGGCUCACUUCGGUCAGGGUUCUGGCCCGAUCCUGCUGGAUGCUGUGAAGUGCACAGGAAACGAGAUCUUCCUGGAUCAGUGUCCCCAUGGCGACUGGGAGCAGCACAACUGUGACCACAUGGAGGAUGCUGGGGUCUCCUGCAGCCCUUAUACAGAUGGUGUGGUGCGUCUGGUUGGAGGAGACAGUCCCUGGGAGGGUCGGGUGGAGGUUUUCCACAACGGCGACUGGGGGACGGUGUGUGACGACCACUGGGCACAGCAGCAUGCAGAGGUCGUCUGCAGACAGCUGGGCUACAGGGGUCACGCGGAGGUCGUAUCAGAUGGGACUUUCGGCGAGGGCGUCGGUCUGAUCCUCCUGGACGAUGUCCACUGUGAGGGAUCCGAGACGUCCCUGCUGGACUGUCCACACGGGAUCUGGGGCCGGACUGACUGCUCCCACAGCGAGGACGUCGGUGUUCGCUGCAGGAGCCGAUCCAGUCAAGAAACCAAUGAAGUGCCGGUUGUCGCACCUUCCACAGGUCCCCUGGCGCGUCUUGUGGGUGGCAGCAGCAGAAAGGAGGGUCGAGUCGAGGUGUAUCUCCAUGGUGACUGGGGAAGUAUUUGUGACUCAGGCUGGAACGACCUGAAUGCAGCUGUGGUGUGCAGACAGCUUGGACACAGCGGUGGAGCAGUAGCAGCUGAGGGGUUCGGUCAGGGCAAAGGGCCGAUCCACCUGGACCAGGUGAGGUGCACAGGGAAGGAGGAGUUCCUGGGGGAGUGUCCCUCUCUGGGCCAGAGCAUCCAGAGCUGCAGACGUCGGGUGGAUGCAGGGGUGAGGUGUGACGUCACGCCGCGGGAGUCGGCGGUACAGGCCAAGCCUCAAGAGCUGAGCUGUGGGCUGAGGAAGCUGGUGGAGGAGAGCAAGAGGAGGAACCAGGGGGAGGAAAUCACGCUCAGCACCACGUGGCCCUGGCAGGUGUCAGUGUGGCUUCAGUCUCAAGAAGAAGAUGGCGGUCCUCUCUGUAGCGGGACGCUGAUCAGCCCCUGCUGGGCUCUGACGUCCGCCUACUGUGUCAGCAGGUUUGGCAGCGACCCGUCCAGGUACGUGGUGCGUGUCGGGGCGUCGGAGCAGACGCUCACCCCGGAGCAGGUGGUGGUUCACAGGAAGUUCAAGGGUCAGAGUGGAGGUCACGAUCUGGCUUUGCUGAAGCUACCCAGCACCAAGGGUCAGUGUCUGACCUUUGACCCCAACACCAACGCAGCAUGCCUUCCUGCUACAGACGCAGUGUCAGGGGGGAUUACUCCAUCUUCUUGCAUUGUCAUGGUUACCGCCAGUUGGACAGGACCAGACUCAAUUCUUGCAUCCUGGGUACCUCUGAUGUCGCCAUGGCAAUGUAAAAAGCAUUAUGGCGACAGCUUCUCCAGCCACGGCACGCUGUGUGCCGGCAGUCCUCCAGACACCAGCCUCCUCCAUGACGACAGUUGUCAGGGCAACUCUGGAGGCGGGCUGGUGUGUCAGGGGCAGACGGGUCGAUGGGUCCUCACUGGGGUCGUCGCCGGGGGUUACGGCUGCUCCGACCCCUCCUCUCCUGCGCUCUACACUCGAGUCAGCCGCUUCAGGAGCUGGAUCGAGGAGGUCAUCGACACACGAGCACUUCCAGAGGAACCGCACGCACACGCACACGUACACGUACACACACACACACAAGAAGAUCUGACACACGUUGACAAUGACCUAACACACACACGCGGCGAGGGCAAGGAUGAAUACUCCCAUGCGCACGGCACGCUCAAACAUACACACGAUCAACAGGAAACAAAUGAAAUCAAUGAUAUUAAACAAAAACACGCUCAUCACUCACACACCAAUCAGCACGUUAACAUACACACACACCAUGUAGGGGAUGACGACACACACGCACAAAUCCUGGUCUGAUCGAAGCCGUGUCUUUGGCUUACCGUCUGUGCCAUGUGACCGCCUUAGGAGGAGGAAGGAGAGUUAAAGGAAGACGAAAGUCAACUUUAAAAGAAAAGAAAGAUGCUCCUAACUUAGGUCAGUACAGCGGCCGUCUCUGUGCUCAUUUUCAAAUCUGAACCCAGUGUUGUGUUUGCGGUUGGUCGGACGAGUACAGCAGUGCGUGCAGACCUUCAGAGUGUGUGGGUGAUAUGUGCUGCUUUACAUGUGAGUUACAGCCUGUCGAGAGGCAGCGCAAAGACUGACGGGGUCGACAACGUUUAGGUUGAGCCUGGCAUGCUCAUCGAGGCCUUUCACUGAUAACUGAAAAUCAAAAAAAAUCAGCAUGGCAUGUAUUUUAAGGAGAAUAGUGUUAAAAAUAUUCUGGGGAUAUUUCUAAGACGUUCACUCAAGAAUCUAUGCUACAGUUCACCUAUUAAUGUGUGUCUUUUUGUGUGUUUAGUAAGAAACAUCAACUAACUAAUUACCAGAACAUCUAGAAUAAAAGCUGACUGUAUAUCAUCAUUGUCCCUCUAAGAUUAUUAACAGAAUUAAACUCCUGCAUCAGAUGUCACGAUGCAGAUGUUGCUUUUUCCAACAGGGCCGGUCUCUUCAGGCUCUUAUACCUAAACUGGUGAACGUGCUGUUUAGACCCACGACUAAGUUAUUUAACUAAGACCAUACCAGAGAUUCUUCGUGAUUUUGUGUAUUUAUUCCCAUCACACUACUGCUGACUGUUUUUAAUCACAACGUUAAUAAAGUGCUGUACCUAAACCCUCAGACAAAUCUGUGCACUAACCCUAUGAGUUAUGAGUACCACUUUCUAAUAAGGCACACUUUUAUAAAAGGGUUUGAAAUGUUUAUUAAUGGUUAACUAGUAAUUAUUAAAUCAGUUAUAAGCAUUUAUUGAGAACAACUUUUGGGUUGCCAGGUUUAUAAAUAACAUCUAACUUCUGCUGUUGGCUUAUUCCAAACAGAACUUUGUUAUUAAAGACUUAUUAACAUUUAUAACGGCAGACUGGAUAUUAUAAAGUAUAACUCUGACUAUUAAUGACCAGAGAUUCUUCACAACCUUGCAAACCAGAAGUUGUUCAGUUCUCAACUGAGCCGUAAAGCAACAUUAACCAUGAAUAAAGUCAUGACUUACAUCUUAUAUAAUCCCUUUAGAAAGGAGGUUGUAUUAGAAAGUGGUAGCGUACGACAAACACGCACGAUGUAGAGAGCCUCGCGCACUUAAGCAUCAGGAGUGUUCUUCUCAAAAGUAUUCCCUGACUUUCCAGGAAGCUGUUGGUUUCCAUUGAUUUCACAGAACUUGCGGAAUCCAUCACAAUAAAUGUUGAAUCCGCAUUUUGUUUUUCUCAAAGUCCCAUGAUGACUGAGGGGGAACCGCAGUGCAUUCUUUCUCAGAUCAAUUAAAAUGCAUUACCUCACUACAACAAUGGAGAAAAACAUCUUGCAGACGUGAUGGGAUACACAACUCAAUCAAGACUCUGCUGAUUGAUUUCUAUUCCAAAGGGAAAACUGGAAACUCAAAACAAACAAACACAAUACAAUAUGGUUUCAUCAGCAGUUAUAUCAAGUGUAUGUAAUUUGCAGUUAAGGCGCUAAAAACUUGCAAAAACAUCGAUGUGGUCCUUUUAAAACUGUACAGGACAAUUCUCUCCUCUCAAAGCCAUUGGAAGCUGACUGUCGGCUCUUUAAAUAUCUUUUUGUACUGAUUCCAGCCGAUGGCUCUAUAUAGAUAAAUAGAUGGAUAGAUAGAUACUCCUGAGAUUAGAUAGUCUGUGUUAUUGCAUUCAUUCUUGACUGAAUUAGAUAGCUGAACUCUCAAAGUUAAAUGUUGUCUGUUCUAUUGUACUCCGAGCUGAUGUGCGAUCUCACCAGAAGAUGGCAACAUUGCUCUGUUUUCAUAGCCCCCCCCUCUCUCCCCUCCCCCAGUCAGAUAACAUGUCCCUGCUGGUUCUUUUUAUACUGUUGCUAUAAGUGUACGGACUUGACUUGUGCUUUGAUGUCCUGUGAACCAUUGUGUCGUGAAGCAUCUUGUAACCUGCAGCUGCUGUUUCUCCAACAUGGACCUGUCCGACGCCCGUUGUUAUAAUCCUGUACAUUAACUCAAUCUUAUCACUUACUUCCUCCCUGAGAAUUGAUGUUUUAUCAUGCAGAGCCUGUAGGUUAAUGUAAAUACUGUGUGUCUGAGGCUGGACGGCGAGGGAGCGGUGUAAAGAGUUUACUUUACCCGCGUGAAACCCGUCAGCUGAGUAAUGUGUAAUGUGCUGAAUCAUGGUUGAGUAUUAAAACAUAUACCUGGUGAGCCUUCA
Molecule: messenger RNA, 5316 nt
Organism: Cottoperca gobio
Lineage: Eukaryota; Metazoa; Chordata; Actinopteri; Perciformes; Bovichtidae
Product: neurotrypsin-like
Exons: 14
Coding region: 191-2980 (929 amino acids)
Biological process (GO): proteolysis
Cellular component (GO): membrane
Molecular function (GO): serine-type endopeptidase activity
Source: RefSeq, a predicted model, not a curated record